Messenger RNA from Dictyostelium purpureum, 975 nucleotides. RefSeq lists its product as uncharacterized. NCBI's taxonomy places the organism in Eukaryota, Evosea, Eumycetozoa, Dictyosteliales, Dictyosteliaceae. Gene Ontology annotation, biological process: mitochondrial respiratory chain complex I assembly. The record is from RefSeq and is a predicted model, not a curated record. The transcript has a single exon. Gene Ontology annotation, cellular component: mitochondrial inner membrane. The coding region runs from base 1 to 975 and encodes 324 amino acids.
AUGAAUAAAUCAAAUAAAAUUAUAUUCAACCUUAUAAGAAUAAAUAAAAACUUAAAUAAAACAAUACCUUAUUAUUUAAACAAUAAUCAUUUUCAUAAUAAAUAUUAUAAUAAUAAAACAAAGCUAGUUAUAAACAAUGAUACUAUAAAUAAUUUUAAACAAAGAAAUUAUUGUACAGGUUUAGAAAGCCAAAAUAUUUUCGAUUCACAUAAAGGAUCUUUAUCAGAAAUUUAUAGUAUCGAUGGUUAUAGUGAUUCAGGUUUUUCAAUCAAUAAAGUUUUAAUCCCUGGUUCAAUUUGCAUUAUGCCACACCAGUUGUUCCUUUGGGAUAUCCAUAGCCCAGAGAAUAUUACAAUCGAUUCAUUAGCACCAUUAGACAUAAUCGAACCAAAAUGCGAAUUCUUAAUAAUUGGUACUGGUAAUACAUCAUAUAAAUUUUCCAAUGAAUUCCUCAGUGAAAUUCAAACUAGAUAUCAAAUGAACCUCGAAACAAUGUCAACAUCACACGCAAUUGGAACCUAUAAUAUUUUAUCAGAAGAGGGCAGAAGAGUAGCAGCAUUCAUUUUACCACCUGUUCCAUUACCAGAAUUUAAAGAUCCAUAUUUUGUUAAAAAGAGUGAAUACGAAGCAAAGGGUGUAUUAGAGAGAGCUGGUAAUAUUUUAGAUUUAAAUACAGAUCUCAUUAGAAAAAAACAAACUUUAAUUAGAAUGAAAUUAGACGAAUCAAAUAACGAGGCAAUCAAGCUUAUCGAGAAACAAAUUUCAAAGAUUGAAAAAGAUUUGGGUGAUAAUAUUCAAGAGCAAGAUAAACCAUUUGAUAGUUAUUUUAUACCAACCCGUAAUGUCGAAGAAGGUUUUAUUAAAAACAACGACGAAGAAAAUGAACAAAAUGAAGAUGUUGAAAAGAAAUCGGUUAGAGAUAGAGCAAUUAUUUGGUUUGUAAAGAAAUUUGGUAAAUAUGGUGAAAAAAAAUAA